Molecule: messenger RNA, 1231 nt
Organism: Antrostomus carolinensis (chuck-will's-widow)
Lineage: Eukaryota; Metazoa; Chordata; Aves; Caprimulgiformes; Caprimulgidae
Product: pre-mRNA cleavage complex 2 protein Pcf11
Exons: 7
Biological process (GO): mRNA 3'-end processing; termination of RNA polymerase II transcription
Cellular component (GO): cytoplasm; mRNA cleavage factor complex
Molecular function (GO): RNA polymerase II complex binding; mRNA binding
Source: RefSeq, a predicted model, not a curated record
GAACCCUUCCACAUUCGUAUCCUGAUAACCACCUUGGGCAGCUUGAUGUCAAUGAGUUGUUUGCUAAACUGCUGUCAACCGGGAUCCUCAAACUGUCAAAAACUGAUUCCACUUCAGCACAAGCGAAUGAAACAUCAGCCCAACCAGCUGCCGAAGAGGAGGAAGAUGACCAGAAUGAAGAUCAAAAUGUCCCAGACCUCACUAACUUCACAGUUGAAGAACUUAGACAACGUUAUGAUAGUGUUAUAAAUCGACUGUACACUGGAAUUCAGUGCUACUCUUGUGGAAUGAGAUUCACUACUUCACAGACAGACGUUUAUGCUGAUCAUUUAGAUUGGCAUUAUCGUCAGAACCGGACAGAAAAAGAUGUUAGCAGAAAAAUUACACACAGAAGAUGGUAUUACAGUUUAACAGACUGGAUUGAAUUUGAAGAAAUAGCUGAUCUAGAGGAGCGUGCAAAAAGCCAGUUUUUCGAAAAAGCUCACGAAGAGGUUGUGUUGAAGACACAAGAAGCUGCGAAAGAGAAGGAGUUUCAGAGUGUCCCUGCUGGACCAGCUGGAGCAGUUGAGAGCUGUGAAAUUUGCCAAGAGCAAUUUGAACAGUAUUGGGAUGAGGAAGAGGAAGAGUGGCACCUGAAGAACGCUAUCAGAGUAGAUGAGAAGAUUUACCAUCCAUCUUGCUACUAAGAUUACCAAAACACAUCAUCAUUUGAUUGCACACCAUCUCCCAGCAAGACUCCUGUAGAAAAUCCGCUAAAUAUAAUGUUGAACAUUGUUAAACAAGAAACACAAGAGUCCUGUGACUCACCUAAAAUCAAAGAAGAACCUGAUGACACCCCUACUGCCUGUGCAGAAGAGAGCACACCUGCAUCUACAGAGAUUAAAACAGAACCCGACGAGUCUGUUUAAAUCAACUGAGGUAUGGAUUUUUUUUUUUUUUACAGAAGAGCUGCUGUGUUAUCUCUGGAAGGCAAAUACUUUUUAUAUGAAAUAAAAAAUGUUCAUCUGAGGCAGGGCCUCAACUCCUGUUUGGUUAAUAAAUACAUUUUUGUAUUUGAAUUUCUUAUUGCCUGCACAGUUUCAGGUGUCAUUGUGUGAAAGUUCUGUAGAUGCGUGAAAAUUUAAUGGAAUGAAACGGUGUAUGUAAAAAUGUACAAUUUUCACUUGUGGAAAUGUAAAUUAUAAAUAAAAGAUAUUUUUGCUAUCUAUGGAGUGUAAUGUUUAUGCACACC